Dichomitus squalens LYAD-421 SS1 is the source of this 582-nucleotide messenger RNA. RefSeq lists its product as uncharacterized. Bases 1 to 582 code for a protein of 193 amino acids. The record is from RefSeq and is a predicted model, not a curated record. The transcript is spliced from 2 exons. Lineage: Eukaryota; Fungi; Basidiomycota; Agaricomycetes; Polyporales; Polyporaceae.
AUGCCUAAUUUCACCCGUCCCGAAGACUUCGAAAUUCAGGGGGGUCUUGGACGGUGCACGGUUUGCAACCCGCCUGGACACGGGCAAUGGGUCAAACUUGGGAACUUACGAAUACACGAAGACCAGCGGGUCCACAAGAACAAUGUUGAACAGAAGUUGCGGAGGGAGAGGGAGGCUCAAGCUGCUGCUCAACGUCGUAUGGCUCCCCCGUUGCUCCCUGUUACUGGCCAACUCCCCAGUCCUCAGACAGAGUUUGACGUUGAGUUUGAGUAUUCUGCACUGACAGAGUCAUCUAGCUACCAUGCAGACGUCGCACCUUUGGACAAUUCUGAGGCGGGCCAACGGACGCAACGGAUUUCCCUUGCGAUGCAGAAUGCCCUUGCCGGACGAGUUUUUUUCACAGCUGGGGAGGAGUCUUCCCUUGCUGGUGGGGACUCAGAGGUGACACUCGAAGAUGUUCUUGCUGGUGCGGGAAUCCUACGUGCAAUCAUGCGUCCGGAGGAGGAAGAGGAAGAGGAGGUUCCGGUGCACGAUGGAUAUGAGGUGUCGGAGGAUGACCCUACAGGUGAGCACUUCUUGUAA